Molecule: messenger RNA, 1479 nt
Organism: Grosmannia clavigera kw1407
Lineage: Eukaryota; Fungi; Ascomycota; Sordariomycetes; Ophiostomatales; Ophiostomataceae
Product: mate efflux family protein
Exons: 1
Coding region: 1-1479 (492 amino acids)
Biological process (GO): xenobiotic detoxification by transmembrane export across the plasma membrane
Cellular component (GO): membrane
Molecular function (GO): xenobiotic transmembrane transporter activity; antiporter activity
Source: RefSeq, a predicted model, not a curated record
AUGGAUACGAGCGAUCAGCAGGACGAGACAACGAGGCCGUUGCUGGGUCAUGAAAGCAGGGACAUCAGAUGCCGGAGCAGGAACGAGAGCAGGAACACGAGCAGAAGCAGAAGCAGUGGCCAGGCCCUGAAGCGCAGUGGAUGGCGGGCUGAGCUGGGCCUGCUGGCCAAGUACUCGCUGCCGCUAAUCGGCACGUACCUGCUGCAGUACUCCUUCACGGUGAUCACGACCAUGGUGGCCGGCCGGCUGAGCGCCGACGACCUGGCAGCUGCGAGCAUCGGCGUGACGACGAUGAACAUCUUUGGUCUGGCCGUGGUCGAGGGCAUGGCCACGGCACUGGACACGCUGUGCGCGCAGGCCUACGGGGCGGGCCAGCUGACGGGCGUCGGCCUGCAUGUGCAGCGGAUGCUGCUACUGAUGCUGCUGGCCAUGGUGCCGGUCGGCGGUCUCUGGCUGGCUUCGCCGUUGAUUCUGCCGCGUCUUGUCCGCCAGCACGAGCUCGCCGUCAAAGCCGGCUCCUUUUUGCAGCUCAGCCUCGUCGGUCUGCCCGGCUAUGCCGCCUUUGAGGCUGGCAAGCGCUUCCUGCAGGCCCAGGGCGGUUUCCGCGCCGCCAUGAUCGUCCUCCUCGUCUGCGCCCCCGUCAAUGCCGUCCUCAGCUGGCUGUUCGCCUUUCACCUCGGCAUGGGCCUCGACGGCGCUGCGCUCGGUGCCGCCAUUGCAAACGAUCUCCGCCCCCUUCUCCUGCUCGGCUAUGUCCUCUUCUUCGGCCGCUGGUCCCAUACUUGCUGGCCCGGCUUCUCACCCGCUGCCCUCUGCCGCGACUGGGCUCCGAUGGUCCGUCUCGCGCUUGCCGGAUCGGCCGUCACUCUCGCUGAAUGGGCGGCCUUUGAGAUCCUCACAUUUAGCACCUCUUACGUCAGCUCCACCCAUCUCGCCGCACAAACCGUGCUCACCACCACCUCUGUCGUCAUGUGGCACAUCCCCUUCUCCGUCAGCGUCGCUGUCUCCACUCGCAUUGGCCACCUCGUCGGAGCCGGCCUCAUUCCGGCGGCUCGUCGCGCGGCUGCCCUCUAUUCCGUCGUGUUUGUCGUCAUCGGCCUCUUCGACGGCAUCUUCCUCGUCUCCCUGCGCCAUCACCUCGGACUGGUCUUCUCAGACGAUGGCCCAGUGCGCGAGCUGGCUGCCCAGGCUAUGCUUGCUGUCGGCGCCUUCCAGAUCGUCGAUGCCAUCAAUUGCGGUUGCAACGGGGUUCUGCGCGGACUCGGCCGUCAGUCUCUUGCUGCUUGGCUCGUUUUUUUCGUCAACUAUUUCGCUGCCGUGCCCCUUGCCAUCUGGCUGGAGCUUGGCCCCUGGCAUCUGGAGCUCAACGGGGUUUGGAUUGGUCUGGGUCUCGGCAUGAUCGUCAUUGUUGUUGCCGAAUGUGGCUACAUCAAGUAUACCGAUUGGAGCAGCUACAUUUCACGUGAGCAGGGCGCAUGA